AUUGUUGAUGUCCUGUCCAACCUGGGACCAUCAACUCUCCUCACCCUGCGAGGACAGAAUACUGAUAGCGGAAGUAUCUGCCGUGAAGCCUCCUUUGAAGGAAUUAGUCGCUUCCAAGUGAACAACAGUCUUUUACACCCAGUCAUCGUGGAAUGCCGUCUGAUUAAGACCGAUAUGGAGCUGGAGGUCCUGCGCUACACCAACAGGAUCUCCAGUGAAGCCCAUAAAAUGGUCAUGAAGCAUGUGAAGCCUGGACAGCAAGAAUAUGAAAUGGAGAGCUUGUUCCAGCACGACUGCUACAAUAAAGGAGGGAUGCGUCACACCUCGUAUACCUGUAUCUGUGGAACGGGCAAUAACUCCUCUGUUCUCCACUACGGCCAUGCUGGGGCUCCAAAUGAUAAGACAAUUAUAGAUGGAGACAUGUGUCUGUUCGACAUGGGUGGAGAGUACUACUGCUACUCCUCAGACAUCACCUGCUCCUUCCCAGCCAAUGGCAAGUUCACUCCAGACCAGAGGGCCAUCUACGAGGCCGUCCUCAAAUCCUCCCGAGCUGUUUUGGCGGCCAUCAAACCAGGUGUGAAGUGGACUGACAUGCACCGCCUGGCUGACCGGGUUCACCUGGAGGAGCUGGUAAAGAUCGGCAUCCUGAUUGGCUGCGUGGAGGACAUGUUGAAGGUCCACCUGGGCUCUGUCUUCAUGCCCCAUGGCCUGGGACACCUGCUGGGCAUUGACGUGCACGAUGUGGGAGGAUACCCUGAGGGGGUGGAGCGUAUUGACGAGCCUGGACUGAGGAGUCUGCGGAUGGGCCGCCUGGUGCAGGAGAGGAUGGUCCUCACCGUGGAGCCUGGCAUAUAUUUCAUCAACCACCUGCUGGACCAGGCCCUGGCCAACCCUGCCCAGAGCUGCUUCAUCAAUAACCAAGUGCUGGCUCGCUUCCGCGGCUUUGGAGGGGUCGGUCUACCAGCAAAGUUUUAUUUGGUUGAGGGGGAAUAGAAAUG
Morone saxatilis (striped sea-bass) is the source of this 998-nucleotide messenger RNA. RefSeq names its product peptidase D (gene pepd). The record is from RefSeq and is a predicted model, not a curated record. Gene Ontology annotation, molecular function: metalloaminopeptidase activity; manganese ion binding. NCBI's taxonomy places the organism in Eukaryota, Metazoa, Chordata, Actinopteri, Moronidae.